CCAUGCCGCCGGACGUCGGCUUCUCCAUCCUGCCGGGCGCUCACUUCCACUCCAAGAUCCUCGGAUGUCGCCAUGGCCUCAUGCUAGUGCUCCAGCAGAAGCUGAAACAGGUCCUGGUGUGGGACCCGGUCGCCGGCGACCAGCACAGGCUUGCCGUUCCCCCGGGGUUUGACACGAGCAUAAUCCCGAUCCAGGGGACGGUGCUUCGCCGUGCUGGAGACGCCUACCAUUUCCAGGUGGUAUUGGAAGGCUCAGACAAACAACAAGUGUUCGCCUGCAUUUACUCGUCAGAGACCGGCGUAUGGAGUGAUCUUAUAUCAACACUCCUUCCAUACGAGGAUUUCAUGUAUAUGCCAUUGAUGGGCAGGACCUCUGUGCUGGUUGGGGAUUCCGUUUACUGGAUGUUUGCUGGGACUCCGCGUGCAAUUCUCGAGCUUGAUUUGGGUAGGCAGAGCCUAGCUCUGAUACAUCUGCCGGUGGAGAUUGCCCUUUGCAAAACUUGGAACUUCAUGGUUAUGCCGGCAGAGGGUGGUGGGCUCGGCUUACUCUUCUUGACUGGUUUUACUGCCCAAUUAUGGAAGAUGAAUACUGAUUGUCAUGGUGUUGCUUCAUGGGGGUUGGGAAGAACUGUAAAACUGGACAAGCUACUUUCCCUCAAUUCAGAGGAGCAGAGAGAGUUCCCAGCGAUUGCAGGUUUAGCUGAGUGCAAUAAUGUGGUGUUCCUCUCUACAGAUAUGGGCCUAUUCAUGGUCCAGCUUGAGUCUUUGCAGUUCAAGAAAUGUUCCGAAUCCAGAGCGGCGUUUUUCUAUCAUCCAUUUGAAACUGUCUACGCUGCAGGUAUCUAGUAUUUUUCUCCAGUUGCUGAGGUGUAGGAAUGGACUUGUUUGCUCUGGGCUCUUCCGUUCUGAAUAACUUCACGUGGAGCCAGGUCAACCAUCUGAAUAGCGUCUGCUGGUCAACUGGAAAUUGCACUUGUAGGAGUUAAUCAUUUAAUCUUGGCAACUUCCCUGUACUACCUCCGUUUCAAGGAAUAAGGCGCACGCGUAUUCCAAGACGAACUUUGACCAUAAAAAUU
Molecule: messenger RNA, 1075 nt
Organism: Lolium rigidum
Lineage: Eukaryota; Viridiplantae; Streptophyta; Magnoliopsida; Poales; Poaceae
Exons: 2
Coding region: 3-845 (280 amino acids)
Source: RefSeq, a predicted model, not a curated record